AUGGACUCCACGGCAGCAACUGAUGUGGCGAUAAUGGAGACGAGAGAGGCUUCACCCGCUCAUUUGUUGAUCAAAAUCGAAUCUUUUUCCUUGUUUGAGAAGCAUGGUAUCGAAAAAUUCGAGACGAGUGCAUUUGAGGCCGGGGGAUACAAUUGGAAGCUUUCGAUUUACCCAAAUGGAAGGGAAAUAGAUGAAGGAUAUGUGUCGGUGUACUUAGCCAUUGUGGAUUUUGGUGGCUUGCCUGCAGGCUGGGAGAUAGUGGUAUCAGGAAUAAGUCGGCGUUUUCUUGCAAUGAAGAGAGAAUGGGGAUUUCCCAAGUUCAUCUCCAAGAUAGAACUUAAUGAUCCUCACAAUGGUUACCUCAGCCACGACGACAAUUGUGUGUUUGGAGCUGAAGUUUUUGUUAACGAAAACUAUGCAGUCAUUGAGCGUGUGUCUUUGAAGAAUGUUGUUGAUGCUCCCUACAAGCGGGAAUGGAUCAUUCCCAACUUCUCUAAGAGUGUGAUAAUGUAUAGAAAUGGAAUUGGAGAUGCUAUCGGACGCUUCUUAUCUCUCUUCUUAAUCUAUAUUCCUAUGAAUGGUAACAUCGAACGUUUGCACACAUGCUAUACAAUCCGCAUGAUGAAUCAACUUUGCACUGAACAUGAAAGUAAAGUUGCUUCUAAUUGGUUCUCACCUGUUGGAGAGAGUAGCUGGGGAUGGCUUUCAUUUAUUGAGCUUGAUGCGGUGAAUGAUCCUAAUGAAGGCUUUAUCGUGAACGACUGUUGUAUUAUAGAAGUAGAGAUAUCUGUGCAAGCUAUAGCAAGCUCGUACUUAACACGACUAGCAACCGUGGCUGGAUUUGCUCCAUUGCAUUCAAGUUUUCCGUUUAUGGCAUUGAUUGUGGCUCCGAAUCCUUUCCCAGUCUUUAUGUUACUUACAGCAGCCAUAAUGGAAACGAGAGAGGCUUCACCCGCUCAUUUUUUGGUCAAAAUCAAAUCUUUUUCCUUGUUUGAGAAGCACGAAAUCAAGAAAUUCAAGACGAGGGAAUUUGAGGCCGGGGGAUACAAGAAGCUUAAGAUUUACCCAAAUGGAAGGGAUAAAGACGAAGGGUUCGUGUCAGUGUACUUGGCCAUUGUGGAUGAUGGCUUGCCUGCAGGCUGGGAGGUUAAUGCCGUUUUCACGAUCUGCUUGUUUAAUCAGAUUUCAUGCAAUUAUCGCUAUUCUCAGGUGGUAUCAGGAAAAUAUCGGCGUUUUCUUGCAAUGAAGACAAAAUGGGGCUUUCUCAAGUUUAUCUCCAAGACAGAACUUAAUGAUCCUCAUAAUGGAUACCUUAGCCACGACAAUUGUGUGUUUGGUGCUGAAGUAUUUGUGAAAGAAAAUAAAGCAAUGAUUGAUUGUCUGUCUUUGAAGAAUGUUGUUGAUGCUCCCUACAAGCGGGAAUGGAACAUUCCCAACUUCUCUAAAUUGGGGAGUGAUUGGGUUUCACCAGAGUGUGUGAGGAUGUACAGAAAUGGAUAUGGAGAAGCUAGUGGACGCUACUUAUCUAUCUUCUUACACUAUAUUCCUACGAAUGGUAACAACGAACGUUUGCACACAUGCUUUACAAUCCGCAUGAAGAAUCAGCUUAGCAGUAAACUCGAAAGUAAAGUUGCUUCUAAUUGGUUUUCAGCUCCUGGAAACCUUAACUGGGGAUGGGCUUCAUUUAUUGAGCUUGCUGUGGUGAAUGAUCCUAAUAAAGGCUUUGUCGUGAAUGACUGUUGUAUUAUACAAUACUUAACACGACUAGCAACCGUGGCCGGAUUUGCUCCAUUGCAUUCAAGUUUUCCGUUUAUGGCAUUAAUUGUGGCUCCGAAUCCUUUCUCAGUCGUUAUAAGGUCGUGA
Messenger RNA from Striga asiatica, 1863 nucleotides. NCBI's taxonomy places the organism in Eukaryota, Viridiplantae, Streptophyta, Magnoliopsida, Lamiales, Orobanchaceae. The record is from the annotation of a GenBank genome assembly.